AUGAGUCGUGGUUUUAUUUCAAAUGUUGUUGUAGUUCAUUUUGAAGCAUUGAACGCACUUUCCGCAUUUGACAAAAACUGUCAAAUGAUUUUGUACACAUGUGAAUAUUUGAGAGAAACCAAAACAAACACACCGCUCAAUUGCUUGCGGAUCCGUUGUGCAGCGAUGAAUUACAGAAAUUUGCAAACAGAAUUCAGGUCUCUUGGUUGUAGUGAUGAAGCACAGUCAAUAGCCGCCUGUCAGCUUUACAUCGAAUUAUGUGAAGUGCGACGAAAAUUGAAUGUAAAAUACUACUACAAUGCUGAGAUUAACAAGAUAUACCUGACUGCAACGAAUGAAGUCGGUGCGAUAGAAAGUGUGUAUUUGCCCAUUCCGACCAGUGCAACGGUGGAUCUAACAGCGAAUGAACCGAUUUUCAAGGCAUUGUUUGCAGCACACGUGCAUGAAAUCAGUGAUCCAGAGACGGUGCAAUUGAUUUUUGCCUUUGUCGAUCCCACCACCACAAUUGCCUACUAUAAACUAACCCUUGGAAUGCUCAGUCUCAAUGCAAUGAAAAUUAAAAGACGAUCAAAAAUACCCAAGGAUGAACCGCAAACAACAGCCAGUUGACAAAUAAAACACAAAUUCGUUUUGGAAGUCAAUUCAAAUGUAUUUUUAUUGUUCAAUUUUUUUUUUGUAGUUAUCAUUUGUAACUCUUUCAAAGUAAAAUAUAUGUAAUCAAUUAAAAUUUAAAUUACUUAACAAAUCCAUAGACAAUUUCACUUUCGUUUCAUACACGUUGAGAGGUCGUGUGUGUGUGUGUGUGUGUGUGUUCUGCUUAUAUUUUCUUUUCUUUUCGUGUGAAACGUAUUUGUAUUAUUUUAUUUUGUGAAAAUCAGUUUCAAAAUUGAGUUCACUGCCUGAUCUAAUAUGUAAAACAAUGUUUAAAUGUGGAAGAUGUAAAAAGUGGCCAAAAACUUAAUUCGAAGAAGACGACAGAAAAACAAAGUGUUUGAAGAAAAAAAACGAUGAAAUCGUAUCCAUUGAUCAAAUGCCUACAUAAAUAAGAGCAAAUAUUUCAAAUAAUUUUUUUUCCUCUUUUUUUUCUCGAAUAGAAUUAAUUUAGAACAAUGAAUUUCAAAGAAAAGAACAACAAUUCCUUAAUUUUGUAGCAUAAUUUUUGUUGCUGGCGAUACAUUUCGGAGGAAGCUUUCAAUUACGUCGUUACAGUAAGUCUAAGAAGUAUUUUGUUUUGUUUCCAUAUCCAUCUUUACUUUCUUUUCAACUAUCUUAACAAUAAAUUGGGCAAAAAAUAUACUCUUAUUUCCUAUUAUUUAUCUUCUUUAUUUUUUUGUUGUUGUUUUAAAUCUUAUUAAAUUUACUAGAGCAAAAAAAUGUUCUUUUUUUCAUAUGUUUUGACAUUUUAUUGUCUACUAAAUGUAGCACGCAUUCGUAUAUGAUUUGUUGCUUCUUCUUUUUUUUUGCUAAAGUGUUUUCUUCAAUGAGUAACUAACGUUUGAAAAAAAACAUGUGUGUAUGUGUUUAAUGAGUUGAUAAUUUGAAUUUUUUUUUGUUAAAUAAAAGACACAUCGCAAUUCAGCUCAAGAAUCAAUAUCUCAUAAUUAACAUUGUUUCCAUCUGAUAAAUAGUAUAAUUUCGAGAGACAACAAAAAAAAACAAUCUUUACAAUUGGAUGGUCAAAUAAACAUGCAAUACAGACGCUUCGAAGCCAUUUUCUUUUCAAUUACUACGUGCUUUUUUCGCUGCUUUCAAACGACAACAGAAAGGAAAAAAUCAAACACACAACAAAAAUCACAAAAACCAUUUUCUAAGUGUUUCGGCUCUAAAUUUUGAUUGGUAUAUCAAUUAAAAAAUAUGUUCUUCUUCUUCAUCUUCUUUUUUUUCUCGCAUUCACAAUAAUUAUUUCGCAUCAAUUCCAUUUCGCAUUUAGAUUAUAGCACUAAAACCUAUCGUUGCUGCUCUAAAUUUGCUGCCUGCAUACGUGGGUGUGUGUAUGUGUAUGUCGACGCCACUGCGCCAAAUUUCAAUCUCACUCAACUCAAAACG
Molecule: messenger RNA, 2046 nt
Organism: Sitodiplosis mosellana (orange wheat blossom midge)
Lineage: Eukaryota; Metazoa; Arthropoda; Insecta; Diptera; Cecidomyiidae
Exons: 3
Coding region: 1-609 (202 amino acids)
Biological process (GO): tRNA splicing, via endonucleolytic cleavage and ligation
Molecular function (GO): nucleic acid binding
Source: RefSeq, a predicted model, not a curated record